Clupea harengus (Atlantic herring) is the source of this 1490-nucleotide messenger RNA. It is a transcript of the gene nkain1, whose product is annotated as sodium/potassium transporting ATPase interacting 1. Gene Ontology annotation, biological process: regulation of sodium ion transport. The record is from RefSeq and is a predicted model, not a curated record. NCBI's taxonomy places the organism in Eukaryota, Metazoa, Chordata, Actinopteri, Clupeiformes, Clupeidae.
CCUACAGCUCACCAGUGCCUGUGUGUCUGCCAUAUCAUUAACCAUGAGAGUAUUGCAGAACGUUGUAUGUGGCGUUUGAAUGCAAUGACAGAAUGGAGGAGGUCUUUUAGUUUUGCUUUCUCAAUGUGUAUAAUUUCAUCGAAUUCAUUUCUAGAUCAAUUAAUUUCCUUGAGGUAGCUAUUGUAUGUUUCCUUCUGUCUUUUAAGCUGGUAUGUUGGUUGGAAGAAUGAGAAAUGUUGGGGCUUGGUCCGUAAAUGGACCUGAUUUUAAACGGUUUUAUAUUUUUAUCUUAUCAAUUUCAAAACAUGUGAGAUGCCCUGUCUGUUGUCUGCCCUGUGCUGCCAGUCGGUCGCGCGCAUGAGCCGUGUGUUUUCAAGCGGAGGUUCCCUCUGUGCUUCGAUGUUGGUCAGUGGAGGUUGGUUGGUUCUCUGACGCCUAUUGUUUUUACUGUCGGGGAAACCAAAAAGAGGAAUUCUUCUGCAAUUCAGCCUGAGAAAAAAACGACACACCGGCGUGGCUGCUCCGGUGUUUCGCGUUGUGGUAGGACGUCGCAGAAACCGUGGCUCUCGAGGACUUUUCGGGAGAAAACCUGAACGGAAGAUACCCAUUGGCGGUAUGAUAAAAUCGCAAGGAAGCCGCGAGCUGGGUCCGGUAGCUCGCUGAUAAACAGAGCCGGAACAUCUUGGACAUUAGGGGAGACCGCAGUGUUGAAGCACCGACGGCCCGAAGUUCGGGCUUAAAGCGCGCUCGAUCAUGGCUUGGUGCGACGGGAGGUGUACGCUUAUUGUGAUAUGCAUUCUGCAGCUGAUGGUUGCACUACAGAGACAGGUCAUAGAUUUCCUUGGCUACCAGUGGGCUCCCAUCCUGGCAAACUUCCUGCACAUCAUGGCCGUCAUACUGGGAGUAUUUGGCACUGUCCAGUUCCGCUCACGUUACAUCAUAGUGUAUGCAGUGUGGUUGGUGGUCUGGGUCGGAUGGAACUCCUUCAUCAUCUGUUUAUACCUGGAAGUGGGACAUCUCUCACAGGAUAGAGACUUCCUGAUGACAUUCAACACCUCCCUGCAUCGCUCCUGGUGGAUGGAGCAUGGUCCUGGGUGCCUGGUAACAGCGGUUCCUGACUCCCAAUUGGCUCCUCAGGAUCACCAUGUUAUAACUAUCAGUGGCUGCCUCUUAGAUUAUCAGUACAUAGAGGUGGUUAGUGCUUCCCUGCAGGUCUUCCUGGCUCUGUUUGGCUUCGUGUAUGCCUGUUAUGUGAGUAAAGUGUUCCUGGAGGAUGAAGACAAUUUGGAUUUCAUUGGUGGAUUUGACUCCUACGGCUAUCAUCCUCCCCAGAAGAACUCGCAUCUGCAGCUCCAGCCCCUCUACACGUGACAGUUUAGCGCAUCCACUGAACCUGGGUGAAGAAAGAGAGUUGGCACAGCACAACUCUUCAGGUCACUGUCAGCUCUGCCAUCGGGCUGAAUACAUUCGAAUAAACUUUAAAAACUGUA